AUGUAUGAUAUUUUUUUCCAGGGUUAUGAAACAAAAGUAGGACUGAAAGGAAGUUUUCUGUCAGGUGGUGAAAACCAAUGUAUUGUUAUUGCUCGAGUUCUUCUUCAUCGACCUAAAGUAUUGCUCUUAGAUGAACCUACAAGUGCCAUGGAUUCGUAUAAUGAACAAAUUGUACAAGAAGCUCUUGAACAAGCUCAACCAGAAGAUUCUAGUCGAACAUCACUCGUUAUUGCUCAUCGUCUUUCAACUAUUCGUUCAUGUGAUUUGAUUUGUGUACUUCAUAGAGGACAUAUAGUGGAGAGUGGUACUCAUACAGAAUUGACACAACAACGUGGUGCUUAUUAUAGAAUGAUUGCUCGAAACAAUUUAUAA
Messenger RNA from Rotaria sordida, 372 nucleotides. The record is from the annotation of a GenBank genome assembly. Lineage: Eukaryota; Metazoa; Rotifera; Eurotatoria; Philodinida; Philodinidae.